AGUCAAAAAAAUAUACUCAAGAGAACAAGACCGUGUUUGGUAGCAAUAUAUUUUUCCACGUUCCCGGAUUUCCAAAUUACUUUUGCUGAAUAAAUUAGGUGAAUCAUAACCGAAGCACAGCACCAUGUGUAUGUAACUGAGAUGGCGAAAAGACUUGGUUCCCAGCUAUUUGUGAGCAGAUUGUCAUUUUUCACAACGAAUGACGAAUUGAAGAGAUUAUUUUCGCCAUUUGGUGUAGUCAAAGAAGCCAGGUUAGUUAAAGACCCAAGAACCCAAAGGCCUAAGGGCUUUGGUUUUGUCACAUUUGAGUCUGAGGUUGAAGCGCACAAGGCAUUGAAGUCCAUGAAUGGCAGGAUAGUGGACGGACGUCUGAUUUUUGUGGAAGUUGCAAAAACUACAAGGCCAGGAGAUGGUGCAACCUCUUGAAAUGAAGUUCAUUUCUUUAUAACAUGUGGGGAUCUAUGUCAAGAUAUAUAUAUAUAUAUAUAUAUAUAUAUAUAUAUCUGAGUCUCUAUAUAAAAUAUUUAGGAGUUUUUUAUAUAAUAAAAAUUAAUGGAUAAGCUCAGAUGUAAUUAUUUGGAUUUUGUCCCCUAUUAUUCACCUCAGAUUAAGAGAGAUUAUAAGAGUUUUCCCCCUGUAAAACACUGUAAGAACUAUAGUUUUGCUUGGAAAAAUUUAUGUUUAUGAGAUUGGUAAGA
Messenger RNA from Cornus florida, 698 nucleotides. RefSeq names its product organelle RRM domain-containing protein 6, chloroplastic-like. Gene Ontology annotation, molecular function: mRNA binding; U1 snRNA binding. The record is from RefSeq and is a predicted model, not a curated record. Lineage: Eukaryota; Viridiplantae; Streptophyta; Magnoliopsida; Cornales; Cornaceae. Bases 142 to 426 code for a protein of 94 amino acids. Gene Ontology annotation, biological process: mRNA splicing, via spliceosome. The transcript has 4 exons. Gene Ontology annotation, cellular component: precatalytic spliceosome; U1 snRNP; U2-type prespliceosome.